AUGGGGAAAUGGUCAAAAAAGUGCGUUAUAAAAAAUCGGAAAUCGGAAAGCGCAUCUGGUGAAGAAAUGAGAGAAGAUCCUUGUAACGAAUUGGAAGAAAUAUCUGGAGAAGAAUCGGAAGAUGAGUCGGAGGAAUCCGAAGGCAUAGAGUACGAAUCUGAGGAAGGAUCUGAUAGUAUAGAAGAUUCUGAAGAAGAUUCUGUUAAAGAAUCAGGAGAAGAAGAAUCAAAUGAUGCAGAUGCAGAUGAGUUGAAAAUGGAAAUCGAUGGUGACUCAAGAAUAUCUGAAGGUGAAUACGAUCAAAGUUCUGUAGCGCAAUUCAACAUGGAAACUGUUGAUGAGUCUGAUGAAGAAUCUGAAGAAAGAUCUGAAGGUGAAUCCGAGGAUGGGUCUGAAGAAGAAUUAGAUGACGAAUUCGAAGAUCAAUCAAAAGGAGAGUCAGAAGAUAGACCUGAUGAAGAAUCAGAAGAAGAAUUUUAUGAAGAGGGGAACGAAGGAUCGGAGGAUGAAUCGGAAGCAUCAGGAGAAGAAUCCGACCAUUCUUGUGAACAGAAUAUUGAUGUGUUUACAAAGCGACUUGAAAAGCUAAGUAAAAGUAGAUAUGUAAGUCUCGAUGAAGAUGAUGAAGAGGAACUUUAUGGAGAGCUAAAGGAAACUGAGUCCCACGUGAACGGAAGGAAGUAUAACCAAAACAAUGAUCAAUUAAGAAAAGGACUUGCUCGAAAAAAUUCCGAAAAAAUGAUGGAGAUAGAGAAUGUUAAAUAUGAUGAAAAAUGGGACUAUACACAUAGAAACAUGAUGUAUGAGAAACUCAAGGAAGAAGAUGAUGCAUUCGAUUUAAAGAGUCGUUCUACUAUCAUGGAUCUAUUCAAAUCACGCCGGGUGUACGAUCCUGCUAACUUCAAUGCUCGCAAGAACUUUGCUCUGAUUCCUCUUUACGAUGAUUAUGGACUACGAAGUUAUAAUCCAGAUCCUCGGGAAGAUGCACCGGCAAUUCAAUCAAUUAUCAACGCAAACUACUAG
This is a messenger RNA of Auanema sp. JU1783, 1023 nucleotides long. Lineage: Eukaryota; Metazoa; Nematoda; Chromadorea; Rhabditida; Rhabditidae. The record is from the annotation of a GenBank genome assembly.